CCCUCCACCCCCUUUCCCCAUUUCCCAACUUCCCCCACACUGCCCGCUCCACCAUGCCAAACCCACGCCAAUUCCCACAUCCACAUACAUAUGCAACCCACCCGCUUCGUGGCUGGUCGCGCAUGUGUCUGCUCGUGACCGUUCCUGUGCCAGUGACAGCCUGCUGCUGUGAGCAACACCUCUCACAGCAAACUGAUGCCGGGAUAUAGCCAGGUACGUUCACAGAUGUUGAAAAUCAACCCUCAUGUCAUGUGACCUGACCAUGGCUCCGCAUCUCACCCUGCACAGCCCCUUCAGGACAGUGAUGUUUUCGUGUGGUCGGUCAGGUCACAUUUAGUAUGCAUGUGACAAUGGGGUCUCAACGUGUGAGGACUCUACCCACAGGUGUGACCCUACCCACGGGUGUGACACAUUUGGCCUUCCCAACUCUUAGAGGUAAUUCUGUCAAUUCAGGGUAGCUGUUUGAAUGCUAUUGGCUGCCCUUCGUCGGGAUCCUGCACUGCACAUCUCGAAAGCGCACACAGCCCCAUCGCAGCUUGCUUGCAUAAUGACCUGAGGGCGGAUUAUGACAAUGAUAGUCAAAAUAUUAUGAAUGACGUUGAUGAGAGAAUAAAUUGUUCGUGUGCUCAUGAAAUCCAGGUGAGCAGGCUGACGAGGUUGUGGUCAUGACGAAGCUCGCACUAACGAGUUUGGCGGUCUUCAGCGUGUCCGAACCGAAACCAUCGGCUCGGCACGGUUUGCACUUUUCUGAUGUGUCAACGUUGCUUCGGCAUUGCCCGAACGAGCCUUCUUUCUCGCCAACCUGCGGUUUGGGCUGAGCCUCCAGAGCCUCUGACCUCACGGCUGGGCUCGGCAGGUUGAUGGCCGCACUACUCCGCGCUACUCCGCGCUGCUCUGCUCUGCUGCCUCCAUUCUGCUAUGCUCUUGCUCUUCUCUUGCACUUGCACAAUCUCCCUCCCUGCUCGUGCUCUGCUUGUGUUUUGAGUUUCUCCAGACACCAUCAUACCCCCUCUGGUCCGCCUGAACAAGCCACAGCCGAUGUCCUCAAGUUUGUUGAGGACGGCUCUUCACGCCUCGUGUCUUUCUUGAACUGCUCUCGGCUGUUUGUUCCUCCCUGCAGAGCAUCCAGCCAGUCAGCAGCGCUCUUGUAGGCCGUGCCGUGCGUCAGGGCUUCGUUUCCGAAUGUUUUAUAGAAGUGGCAGAAUAAAGACCAGAAUUGUGACUAGUUCCGCCGCUUAGGAGAUUGGUACCUUUGCGAAUGGCGUCGCGCCUCGACCAGGAGGCAGCCAUGGCUGUCCUCGCACAAGCAGAGUCGUUAUUGAUACAGAGCCGCGCGGAUAACGCGCUCGCGCUGCUCGUGAAGCUCGAGCGGGCGACACCUGGCGCCAAGGGAUUGGCGGAGCUCCUCGCGGUCGCUCAGGUUCUCGCCGCUGUCGGCCACGUACCCGAGUGUCCGAGGUGUCGCCGUCCCAUUGGCCCGCUUCCAAAGGAUUACGUGGAUUGGUUCAGCGUGCUCCAGGUGGAUGCGAGGACGGACGAAGGCGGAAUCAAGAAACGAUACCGCCAAUUAGCGCUUCUGCUGCACCCGGACAAGAACAAGUCGCAGAAGGCGCAGGAGGCUUUCCGCUACGUCAAGGAGGCGCACACAGUACUGACAGACGGCAACAAGCGCGCAGUUUUCGACGCCCUGCGCUCGCGCCUGCCCCCAUGCCCCUGCUCCGCGCCUGCAGGCGGAAGGGCCAUGGGCAUGGGCGCGCAGAGGGGAGUGCAGAGGGGUGGGGGGGGAUUCAGAGCGUCGCAGGGGUACAGCUCGUACCUGUCGCCCACGGGUAACUUCCGUGGUGUGCCCAAUCGGAGCAGUAGCUACUCGUCUUUCGCCCGGAAUACUGUGGCGGGAACGUCCCCAGUGCACUCUUUUUCAUCUGCCCGAGGCAACGGGCAGCAGCAGCAGUAUCAGCAGCAGCAGCAGCAGUUCCAGCAGCACCAGCAGCAGCAAGGGGGGCGAGGCAGUGCUCCCAACCUUCACCAACAGGCGGCUUCUGGGGCGAGUUGGGCAGCGAACGAGGCUGAGCGGUUGCAGGACCUAAGGGAUCGUGCCAAGGCACGGGUGGUGUCGCUGGAGAGAGAGUGGGAGGAGAAGAAGGAGCAGUGGCUGCGAGACCUGGAAAAGGCUAAGGUGCAGCAGCAGGCGGAGCAGCAGGCGGAGCAGGAUGCAGAGGAGGGUGAGGAGGUGGAGGAGGGAGGAGAGGAGGAGAAAGAGCAGGAGGGGGUGGCGGAGGAAGGUGGGCGAGGGAGAGAGGCGGGCAGGGAAGGUGGCAAUGCCACUGCGGGACAAGAGGAAGAGGAGGGUAAAGAGGAGGGCAGGAGAGAGCAGACCGAGGAGGAGGCUGUUGCGCCUGGUGGCGCAGGCCCAGAGCAUGUCACGUUUAAGACUGGUACGUGUGAGCAGCCACCUGUUGGCUCAACGGUUCCUAUUGAGAUAGACCCAGGUCUGGAGAGCGAUUCCAUCUGGGAGCAGCUGGCUGAUCUGGUGGACGAUGCUGACGUGGACAGUGCUGACGUGGACAGUGUUGACAAGGGCGCUGAUGUCACGGAUUCUGCUGAUGCAACUGAAACUGCAAGGCUGGGGGGCGAGGAACGGAAGAGGAGAGGGAGGGAGCAGGCAGAGGAGCAGCAUGGGGAGGCAGUGGAGGUCACUUUGUCCAGUCCAGGCGGGGCUUUCACGGGCGAAAGAAAGGGAGGCAUAGGUAGCAUGGAGGGCCAAGGAAUGGGUAGCACCAAGAGCCAAGGAACGGGUAGCAUGGAGGGGGUGCGCAUGGGGGGUGGGAGUGCAUGUGAGGGGAUGGAGCGAGCAAGCAGCAUGGCGAGCAGUGGCAGUGCUGCCUCGAUGGGUGGUGCAUCUGCUGAUGGCGCGUCCAUCAGUGGAGUCUCCAUCAGCAAUGCGUCUGUCAACGGCUCGCUGGCGUCCUUCCGCUCGACCCCAUCUGGUAGGGCCGCAGCCGAAGCCAUGGCUGCUGCAGCUGCUGCCACCGAAGCUGCCAGGAAGGUUCUGGAGCGGUCCAGGGCAGUGCUGGCUAAGGCGUCAGUGCGCUCCGAUGGGAGCCCGGGGUCUGGCGGCGCAAACAGGAAUGAGUCUGAUGGGAGCUGUGGUGGUGCAGGGCAGAAGAGCAACGAGGGUGAAGGGACUACGAGCGGCGUACUUUGUCGUGAAGACCAUGUAGACCAUGCAGGCCUGGACACAGGCCAUGUAGCCGCGGGGACGACAGCAUCAGCAGCAGCAGCAGCAGCAGCAGCAGCAGCAGCACCACCACCACCACCAGACACACCAGCAGCAGCACCACCACCACCACCAGACACAGCAGCAGCAGCACCACCACCACCGCCACCACCAGACACAGCAGCAGCAGCAGCACCACCACCGCCACCACCAGACACAGCAGCAGCACCACCACCACCACCGCCACCACCAGACACAGCAGCACCACCACCACCACCACCGCCACCACCAGACACAGCAGCAGCACCACCACCACCACCAGACACAGCAGCAGCAGCAUGCCUGAGAUAUGCGGAAGAGGCAGGGGCAGGGGUUGCUGAUGGCGCAGCAGGUGCGCCAAGGGACAGCAAGGACGUGGGGAGCAGCAGGGGGAGCGGCUGCCUUGAUGGACACACAGCAGGUGAAGGGGAGCCACGGGAAGCUGAAGCCGCCACUCAAGAGAGGGGCCCCGAAGAUACAAGCACAGGUGUCGUCAGUGCUGGUCCUUCUUCCUGCAACCCUCCCCCAGGCCAUGCACCCAUUUCUCCUCCAUCGUACCCCGCCUCUACAUCGUCCCCUAGUGUCUCUGCAAGUGCUCCGGCCGCAGGGCUAGCCGCAGUCGGAAGCACUCCAGCAGCAGAGUCCCCGGGCUGCAGUACAAGCAGCAGUCCGGUUCCCAGUCGCAGCAGCGCUGGGGGUGCAACUUCCAGCAGUAUGCGCGGGAAUGAGGUGACUGGGGAUGUUCUGGAUACCCUGCAGAAGCUCAGGCGAGACACGCAGACCAUUGCUGCUUCGCUGGACAGGCUCCGGCUGAGACUCACUGCCAGGCCUGCCCCUGCGUUCCCUGCUUCUGUGUUCCCGAGUGCUGGUGCGGGUUCCAUACCGGGAGUGGCAGGGUCGCCGGUCCAAGUUCCUGCAUCGUAGGGCAUAUUACAAGGAGUUAGAUGCAGUACUUGGUGCAGGUUCGCUUGGUGACGUGAACCUGCACUGGGUGUGGGCAAAUAUCGACACAGCACUGAACCGCUUGGAAUGAACCUGUUCCGAAGCUUGCUUGCACCAAAAUGUAUAGAUGAAGCCAUUGUUGCAUGCGACAAUUGCAAGAUGCACGUGAUGAACAUGCGAGGAAAGAGUAAUAUGGGUUAAUUUGUUUUGAAUGCGUGAACCGAGCUUCCUACGAUGUACAUGU
Messenger RNA from Closterium sp. NIES-67, 4442 nucleotides. NCBI's taxonomy places the organism in Eukaryota, Viridiplantae, Streptophyta, Zygnematophyceae, Desmidiales, Closteriaceae. The record is from the annotation of a GenBank genome assembly.